Molecule: messenger RNA, 981 nt
Organism: Lepus europaeus (European hare)
Lineage: Eukaryota; Metazoa; Chordata; Mammalia; Lagomorpha; Leporidae
Product: olfactory receptor 6X1
Exons: 1
Coding region: 43-981 (312 amino acids)
Biological process (GO): G protein-coupled receptor signaling pathway
Cellular component (GO): membrane
Molecular function (GO): olfactory receptor activity; G protein-coupled receptor activity
Source: RefSeq, a predicted model, not a curated record
AGGAGUGCCCUCCUUGCCUGCCUUCCCAGGGUACCAAGGAACAUGAGAAAUGGCACAGCAAUCACAGAGUUCAUCCUCCUAGGUUUUCCUGGGAUCCAAGGACUACAAAUCCCUCUCUUCACAGUGAUCUUUCUCAUCUACAUAUUAACGCUUGCAGGCAAUGGACUCAUUAUUACCAUCGUCUGGGCUGAACCUCAGCUACACAUUCCAAUGUACUUCUUUCUUUGCAACUUGGCCUUCCUAGAGAUCUGGUACACCACCACGGUUAUCCCUAAACUGCUAGAAACCUUUGUGGUAACAAAAACAGUCAUUUGCAUUUUCUGCUGCCUGGUACAGGCCUUCUUCCACUUCUUUCUGGGUACCACUGAGUUCUUGAUCCUCGCUGUCAUGUCUUUGGACCGCUACCUGGCCAUUUGCAAGCCCCUUCAUUAUCCCACCGUCAUGACCAGCAAGCUCUGCCUGCAGCUGGCCCUCAGCUCCUGGGUGAUGGGCUUUGCCAUUGUUUUUUGUCAAACAAUGCUGCUCAUCCGGUUGCCAUUCUGUGGCAACAAUGUUAUCAACCACUUCUACUGUGAUGUCGGUCCCAUCUUGAAAGCAGCCUGUGCAGACACCAGCACUCUGGAACUCCUGGGUCUCCUGGCAACCAUCCUUGUCAUCCCAGGGUCACUCCUCCUUACUGUGAUUUCCUACAUCUACAUCCUGUCCACCAUCCUACGGAUUCCCUCAGCCACUGGCCGCCAGAAGGCUUUCUCUACCUGUGCCUCCCACCUGACAGUUGUCUCCCUGCUCUACGGAGCUGUUCUGUUCAUGUACCUGAGACCCACAGCACAUGCCUCCUUUAAGAUUAAUAAGGUGGUGUCUGUGUUAAAUACUGUCCUCACACCCCUUCUGAAUCCCUUUAUUUAUACCAUUAGAAACAAGGAAGUGAAAGGAGCCCUAAAAAAGGCUAUGACUGGUCUGAAGACUCAUCAUGCAGUGUAA